This is a messenger RNA of Chironomus riparius, 3885 nucleotides long. NCBI's taxonomy places the organism in Eukaryota, Metazoa, Arthropoda, Insecta, Diptera, Chironomidae. The record is from the annotation of a GenBank genome assembly.
AUGAAACAGCGUAGAAGGUAUUCAUUUAUGACUUUUACAGUCAUUUUCUGUUGUCUUAUGUUCAUGCAAAGAAAUUCAUUAGCAUCGGCGGAAUUAACAGCAACAGAUGAAUGCAACUAUGAGACUCUCGACGAGUCACUACUUAUGACUUUAUCAAAUGAACAAAAUUUUUCUAGCACUAAGUUAUUGUCAUGUACAUUUAAGAAAUUACCAAAAACAUUCCCACUAGCGUCAGCUAAGAAUUUAGAAAAUUUAAAAAUUAUUUGUGAUAGAAUUUUUAUUGCCGAGAAUGCUGGCAAGUCGAAUUUUUUCGAUAGUUUUGAAAACUUGAGGAAUUUAUUUCUUGAGAAUUGUGAUGGAAAUUUUCUUAGAAAUUUUAAUUCACUUAAAUCACUUAAUAGUCUAACGAUACGAAAUUAUCGUACGUUUUGGGGUCGUUAUGAUGAUGUUAUGGAUGAUAUAGGCUCAACAAAUGAUUAUGAGCCAUUUGAUAAUUUACAAAAUAUUAAAAGUCUAGACAUAAGUGAUAAUGGCAUUGGAGAGCUGCAUCGGAACUUCUUUUGUGAUUUUCAUAAAUUAAAUUUCCUUAAUUUAUCGUCAAAUCAAAUUUAUAACUUGACGAACUUUCAGUUCUCAUCCACACCCAUUAAGAACUGUGUUUUCUCAAUGUCGUAUCUCAUACUGACAAAUAAUCAACUCAAUUUUCUUCCUUUCUCAUUCUUCUCUAAUUUCGUUAAUCUUAAAGUACUUAGACUUAAUCGAAAUUCAAUUUCCUUUAUUGAGAACUUCGUGUUCUCGAAUCUAAAGCAAUUAGAUAUGUUGGACUUGAGUGAGAAUAAGAUUCAAAGCAUUCAACCGGAAUUAUUUGAUAACUUACAAAAUUUACGUACACUGAAUUUAGAGAAGAAUGCGAUGAAGAUUCUUCCACCCGAGAUACUUGCCAAUUUAAAGAAACUCGAAUUGUUGAAUCUAUCAUCGAAUUUCCUUUCAUCGAAUUGGAUUAAUUUUAUGACAUUUAAGAAUUUAUUUAAUUUACGACUGCUAGAUUUAUCGUAUAAUAAGCUCACAGCGUUAGAAAAUUCAAUAUUUGCCGACUUGAAAGCACUCGAGGUACUUGAUCUGAAGAAUAAUUUAAUUGAAAGCAUUGGAAUGGAUACUUUUGCUAAUUUAACAUCGCUUUCGACACUCGUAUUGUCACAUAAUUUCAUAAAGAAUGUCAAUUUCUCGCUCAAUUCACUCGCUAAUCUCAAUGUACUGUCACUUGACUUCAAUGAAAUUUAUUCGGUUGAGAAGCAUUUGGUAGCAAAUUCAAUGAAACUUGUCGAUCUUCACUUAAACAAUAAUAAAUUCUUUCGAGUGCCGAGUUUCGUUGAGAAUUUUCAAUAUUUAAAGUUCCUUGACCUCGGUGAAAAUUUCAUAAAAAAUCUAUCCGAUUUAGAAAAUUUACCGAAUCUAAAAUAUCUUUACGGCUUACGAUUGACGGAGAAUCAAAUCGAGAUAUUGGAGAAGAAUCAGUUUAUACAUUUGAAGAAUCUCCAAAUUGUUAAUUUAUCGAAAAAUCGAAUUCGUCACAUUGAUCGUGAAACGUUUGCCGCUAAUGAAUUCCUUCAAGCGAUACGUUUAGAUGGAAAUUCCAUUCGUAAUAUUGACUAUAUGUUCGAGAACUUGACACAACUCGUUUUCCUUAACAUAUCAGAAAAUCUUCUUGAAGUGUUUGACUAUGAAAACUUUCCAAAGAACCUUCAAUUUCUCGACAUCUCAAAGAAUCAAAUAAACGUAAUUAAAAAUCCAAACGAAAUAUCACAAAAUCUCAAGACACUCAAUCUCAAUUACAAUCAGUUGACGGAAAUUUCGGCAUUUGUAUUGCCGCGAAAUCUCGAAGAUUUUUAUCUACAGUCGAAUCUUAUAGAGAAAAUUUCACCGUAUACGUUUCUCAAAAAGCCAUUUUUAAAGACGGUUGAUUUAAAGAAUAAUAAGAUUGCCCAUCUCAAUGAGAAUGCAUUAAGAAUUUCAUCAACGAAAAACGAUGAAAAAUUACCGGAAUUUCUUCUGGCGGGUAAUCCACUUAUAUGCGAUUGUCAUUUAAAGUGGAUGUGGCAGGACAAUGUAAAUUCAAAUAACAUGAAUUCACCAAUUGGUAAGAAUUUUGAUAUUGAAAAUCCCGAACAAUUUCCAUAUCUUUUAGAAGAAGAAGCUCAUUUGGAUGAGGCACGAAAUUAUCCAUCGUAUGCUGCACAAAAGAUGGAUGAUUUUGACAAUAAUUAUCCGCCAAUUAUGGAUCAAUCGUAUGGCAACAAUAUUGAUUAUCUAAAGUCACAAAAUAAUGCAAUUCGUACACAACCAAAGAUAAUAGACUUCGAUCAAAUGACUUGUUCAUUUGGCAAUAAUUAUAAGGAGAAAAUUCCCAUACGUCGACUUAAUCCUAAUUUAUUCCUAUGCAAAUACACAAAUGUAUGCAUGAAGAAUUGCCAAUGCUGUGAGAAUUUCUCAUGUGAUUGUCAACAAAAGUGCCCUGAUAGAUGUAAUUGCUAUCAUAAUACAAACUGGGAUGUAAAUUUCGUUAAUUGUUCAUCAACUAAUUACACAAAGUCCUUGCCUAUCCUGAUUCCAAUGGAGUCGACACAUCUCCAUUUAGAUGGAAAUUAUUUUGAAACAAUCAAGGAUUUCACAUUUAUUGGACGUAGGGCAUUAAGAAUUCUCUAUAUGAAUAACUCACACAUACAGCAGAUAACAAAUCGGACGUUUUUCGGUUUGAAAAAUUUAGAGCUAUUAAGUUUAAAAAAUAAUGAAUUGCAGCAGCUUAAUGGCGAUGAGUUUAAUGAGCUUGAAAGUGUCAAGUAUUUAUUCCUACAGUACAAUCAUAUAAAGUUCAUUGAGUGUAAAACAUUUGUUCAAUUGCGGCAAUUGCAAGUCCUAAAACUAAACGGUAACAUGCUAAUGACAUUCGAUUUAUUAUUUUUACCCCAAAAUCUCGUACAAUUAGACAUAAGUGAUAAUCUACUCGAGUGCGAUUGUGAGCUCAUAAAGAGCAUUAAAGUGCAUAAUGCUAUCGACUAUCAAGACACACUCAAGUGCCAUCCGAAUCAAACGAUUAAUGAAUAUUUCUACGUUAUGAAUGAGACGAAUUUUUGCAAUGAGAAACUUGCAUUGGAAAAUAUUUUCUUUUUCGAAAAGAAUCUUCCAAUAUUUCUUAUUGUAUUCUUGUCAUGUCUUUUCCUCAUCGUACUAAUAUUCAUCUUCAAUCAACGAAUAAUGUUUUGUUGUUAUAAGAAAUUUAAUUUAAGAUUCUUUAGUAAGCGAAACGAUAAGAAUAAAUUUUUCGAUGGAUUUCUAGUAUUCAGCAAGAAAGAUGAGAAUUUCUUGAUCGAUGAGUUUCUAAAGUAUUUUGAGACUGAAGGAAAUUAUUACAAAUUCUUCUUAUUCUUUCAUGACUUUUCCAUCUUUAACGAGCAAAUAUUGAAGAAUUGUGAAAAUUCACAGAAAAUUGUUCUCUUUCUAUCCGAAAACUUCCUCAAAAAUGAGUGGAAGAAAAUUGAGUUUAAGAAAAUAUUUUACGAGAUUCUCAAAACAAAGAAACGAAAAAAGUUGGUAAUUGUUUUUCUCGAUAAUUUCGAGAAUAAAAACUUUGAUCCGGAACUGAAACUUCUACUCAAGACAAACUUCAUAUUAAAAUGGAGUGAAAAACUCUUUUGGGAGAAAUUUAAAUUCUUCCUUCCGAGUCUUAAUCGUGGCUCUCAAAUGCCACCUCAACAAAUACCCCAACAACUCCAACCAUCAUCACAUCAUGACCCAGAAAAUUUCUGUCAAAAUUUUCAUUUAAAUAAUCUACACAAUAAUCAUCAUCAUCCGAGUCCUCAACGUAAUCUCACAUCAAUUCACAUUUAA